Molecule: messenger RNA, 3200 nt
Organism: Carcharodon carcharias (great white shark)
Lineage: Eukaryota; Metazoa; Chordata; Chondrichthyes; Lamniformes; Lamnidae
Gene: lrwd1
Product: leucine-rich repeats and WD repeat domain containing 1
Exons: 16
Coding region: 320-2539 (739 amino acids)
Biological process (GO): chromatin organization; establishment of protein localization to chromatin
Cellular component (GO): nuclear origin of replication recognition complex
Molecular function (GO): protein binding; chromatin binding
Source: RefSeq, a predicted model, not a curated record
GCGCAGAUGUCAACCGCCGUCAGAGAGCGAAAAGUGCGCAGGCGCUAACCGACUCGCGAGUAUCGGAGCUCGGCCUGAAAUCGGCGGGAAACUUUCCACUGGAUCCAGCAGCAACCGGCCAAGAGCCGGUAACUAAUCCAGGCUAAACGCGGUGAAAGUCAGUGUAUAGUCUCUGUGGAUACCGCGGGGCCUGAUUUAAAUAAUUUAAAGAUUGAAUAUUAUCGAGCCGGACCGGCCGGGCCCGAGAUACCCGUUGCUGUUUGGGAAUUUGCUCCAUAGCAAAAUCUGCACCGGUUCAGGAUAUAAACCAAUUUCAAGAAUGGCCAAGAUCACAAAAGAACUGUUGCUUGAAAAAGCAAUUCCAAAACACUCCAAAUUGGAACAAGUCAAGAAAAUCAAUCUUUCCAACUUGCAGUUGAAAACGAGUGAUUUAGAUACAAAGUUAUUUUCCCAGUUACGGAAGUUGGAAGAACUGGAUGUGUCUGGAAAUCUGUUGACAGAAAUUCCAGACAACCUGGGACUUGUCAACCUGAGGCUUCUCAACUGUGCCAGUAAUGAUAUGGAGCAGAUUACAUCACUGAAUCAGUUUAAGAAUCUCGAGGACCUGAAUUGUGAGGAUAACUUGUACUUGACAAUCUGUGACAUCUACAAGGUAAUGUACCUGUUGCCUAAUCUCCGGCGACUCAAUGGCAAAGAUAUAACAUCCAGUGCAAAUCACCUGAGAUUUGUCAACAGCCAAAGGCUAAUGUCUUUAGUAACUGAUUUGUGGGAGAAGAAGUACAAUUUCCAGCUCUCGAAGCCCCCUACAGCUGCUGAGAUAAAAGCAGUUGAAAAAGACUUUGUGAAAAUUGCAAUUGCUGAAGUUAAAUAUGGUCCAAAUUCCCUGAGUGAAUUUACAAAAUGGAGGGUGGAAAUGAUAGCUACAGAAUUUGUGACUUCUCUACUGCAGCAUGAGAAGCAGGUGUCCUCUGACUUAGAAGGAAGUGAAAAUGAAGAUGAGGAUGAAAACAAAGCAAAUCACACCGAUGUCCUUAGUUCUACUAGAAGAAAUACGCUGCGCCCUCGGUCCUCCACCGCAGCAUCUUCAAGCAGAAAUACCAGGGUUCAUGCUGCACAGGAUACCACAAAGAGUAGAAAGCAAGUCAGUUCUGGAAGAGCUGAGUUGUCACAGAAUGACACUGAAGACAUUUCCAGAAAAAGUAUGAAAACUCAGGGUGGAAAGGAAAGACAAACUGCUCCGAUGGCUAAACAUCUCAAGGAAGACAAUAGAGUUGAAAUGAAAAGGGAAACCAGGACUGCAAAGAGGAAUGGUUCAACAACUCCGAUUGCAGUCAGUAAAGAGAGUAUUCCACGGAAGAAAUCAAAGUACAAGAAAUCUCUUGUCCUAGAACCUCUACAUUUUCUACAGAGCCACAGCAGGGAUGAUAACCCUGAGGAUUUAAGCACUCAGCUCUGGGCCUGUGCUUUUGAACCAGAAAUAAAGAACUCCCAGAUUCCAGAUGCAGGGCUGCAGUCAUCUCGAACUGUAGCUACAUGCGGAGGGGAUUCAGUUUGCAUCAUUGACUGUGAAACCGGGAACGCCCUUCACAAGUACAAAUCAGUUGGAGAGGAAUUCUUUUCUCUGGCCUGGACUACCCUAACUAUGAUUGUUAAGGAUCAGAAAAGAAAACUCAAUGUGUUAGCUGCAGGUGGCCAGACGGGUGUUGUAAAGCUGAUUCAUGUGAAAGUGAAUUACUGCUAUGGGAAGAUAAAGGCUCACAAGAGAUCAAUCUCUACUCUCUGCUUCUGUCCAAAACGGGAGACGUUUCUUUUCACUGGAUCCUAUGAUAAAUCCAUCGUCUUAUGGGAUAUUGGUGUUCCAGAUUGUGAUUAUAACUUCAGAGUCAGUCAAUUGCUGGUUUUGAAAGUUUGUUCAGUACCUUUGAAGAUGAGUCUUGUUCCAACCUGCCCUGAUCAAUACCUUGUGGCCGCCUGCGAAGGAGGAUGCUUUGCCUGGGACAUCACACUAACAAAAUAUGAGGGCAAAAGAAACAUUAAGAUGGAAUUUGUGUUCCCAAUUUACAAUAAAAAAGAUGGUAAAUCUGAUCGCUAUAUUGUUGAUUCGUUGGCCUUCUGCAAUGAUGAUCUUGUAGCUUCCAAAGCUUCCAUGCAAGGCUCAAUAUACCUGUGGAGCUGGAGUCAAACUUUAAAAACAUGGAACAAACACAAUACAAAAGUGAGUGCAGUGAUUCUGAGAGAGAUGGAGUGGUCAAAUACAGAGGAAGUUUACAUAGCACUCACUGCUUGUCCAGUUGAAAACUACCUCAUAUGUGGAGAUGAGAAGGGAGACAUUUGGAUGUAUGAGCUCGAUGAGUUCAACAGUGAAGAAAUUACUUCUGGCAAGACCUCACCAACACAGAUUCUCAAGUGGCCAGCCGUAAAAGCACAAGGGGAAAUAAUUGAAGGAACAUUGAUAAAUAAUGUAACCACGGACCCAGAAUUUAAAUACCUUGUAGCAGUGACAGAUAAAAACAUCAUUGUUAUUUGGAAAAGAACAUAACGUUUUCAGCAAGGGAUCAGAACAACUGGAUGUCCAGAAUCCAAAUUUACAGCCAUCUUGACUUCAAAUGGUGCGGUACAGCAUUCCAGUAUUGUAUUCCAAAUAGUCCUGCAUUUUAAUCCGAGAUUCCUGAGCCCCUUCUGGAUGAGAAAUGUGCCUUUUUAAGAAGAUGGACAAAGUUGAAGAGUUAUUGAGCCAAUGUAAUAAAUACUAGCAGAUCAACUGCAGUGCUGCACAUGGUUAAGUCAGAGGAUAUGCUGAGUAGUAAAUACAUGCACGACAUGAAGUAUCAAAGCAAACAUUGUCAUGUUGAGAAAUGUUAAAAAUGCCAUACAAUGUCUAGUACACAUUUUGUGUCUGUCACGCUGCUAGUUUCAUGAUUUCACUGUCAAAUUUAUGCGUCGCACUUCAAAAACAUAUAAGCAAAGGCAGCCCUUUGGCACAGGAGCCAGAAUGUGCCUAUCCUCAGAGGGAUUUUACCAAACAUUUGAAAGAUCAAGAAAGCGAGUGUUGUAAACUGAAUCUUGAAGAGACAUUAAACCUUGACUUAAUCUUAACAGUAUUAAACUUUGAGUCCUUAGAGGGACACAUCUUAACGUUACUGGCAGACUUACUUCAUGGUAUAAUAUGGGUAUUGUAUGUAUUAAAAGUCCUGUGUCUA